Molecule: messenger RNA, 1367 nt
Organism: Fusarium vanettenii 77-13-4
Lineage: Eukaryota; Fungi; Ascomycota; Sordariomycetes; Hypocreales; Nectriaceae
Exons: 4
Coding region: 128-1159 (343 amino acids)
Biological process (GO): transmembrane transport
Source: RefSeq, a predicted model, not a curated record
GCCAGGGCCCAGGUGAACAUCUAGUCUAAGCUCGCGACAGACACUGGUGCCAACUGUGCCUCUUCGUUGAUCGAGGAAACACGUUCACCUGUCGCCCGCUUCAAGAAAAGCUUCAUCACCGACCAUCAUGGCUGCGCAAUCGAAGCCUACAAUUUCCCCCUGGGGCCGCGCCGUGGCCGGGGCGAGUGGUGCUGUUCUCGCCAACGCGCUGGUAUACCCUCUCGACAUCGUCAAGACUCGACUUCAAGUCCAGGUCCGUUCCGAUGCUCUCAAGGGCUCUACCGACGCCGACGAACAACAUUACAAGUCCACAUGGGAUGCGAUUUCGCGCAUCGCGGCCGAAGACGGAGUGAAGGGACUCUACGCUGGCAUGAAUGGUGCCCUGCUUGGUGUCGCAUCAACCAAUUUUGCCUACUUCUACUGGUACACUAUUGUCAGGACUCUGUACUUCAAGUCGCGCGGGUCAGACGUGCAUCCUUCAACACUCGUGGAGCUUGCGCUGGGAGCCAUCGCAGGCGCCAUCGCUCAGAUUUUCACCAUCCCUGUCGCCGUGGUGACGACACGUCAGCAGACAGCCACGAAGGAGGAUCGAAAGGGCCUCCUCGCAACAGCGCGCGAGGUCAUCGAUGGCCCAGAUGGUGUGUCGGGUCUGUGGCGAGGCCUGAAGGCGAGUCUCGUGCUUGUCGUCAAUCCCGCCAUCACCUACGGUGCCUAUGAACGACUCAAGGAUACCUUCUUCCCAGGCAAGACCACCUUGAGGCCAGCCGAAGCAUUCCUCCUGGGUGCUAUGUCCAAGGCUCUGGCAACGAUUGCUACACAGCCGCUCAUUGUAGCCAAGGUCGGCCUGCAAUCUAAGCCACCUCCUGCUCGCAAUGGCAAGCCUUUCAGCAGUUUCGUGGAGGUGAUGAAGUUCAUUAUCCAGCACGAGGGUGUCUUAGGCCUCUUCAAGGGUAUUGGCCCCCAGAUCUUGAAGGGAUUCCUCGUGCAAGGUAUCCUCAUGACCACAAAGGAGAGAGUGGAACUCAUGUUUAUUCUCUUCAUCCGUUAUCUCAAGUCUCUCCGCUUCAGUAAGCUGAGCAAGACUGCAGAGGCAACAGCUGCUUCCGCAACUGCGGUGGCGCACAGCGUCGCGGCCAAGCCAGUGACCACCACAAACUGAAUAACAGGACCAGGGAUGGUAUUGGUGUUUGGGAGAAUGGGCUUGGGAAUAGAAACGAAUGGUUGUAUUUAUCUCACUUGCUUCAAAAGAACGGGAGUAAUGACCGUCCACUUGGAUAGCGGAGAAGCACUUAUUGAAUUGCCCGCCACCUUUCUAGAAUUUUGAGCGAUAGCUAGCUUUUGAAUGCCCAGUAUAGGAGAACCAUACC